UUCACUUGGUCCGACUGACUGGUGCUCUGUGAGAAACCCAGAGAGAGAGAGACAGAAAGAGGGGGGCAUGCACAGAGCGAGAAAGAGAAGGGGAGAGAGAGAGAGAGAGAGGGAGACAGAGAGAGAGAAUGUAUGGUGAAAGGGUGGUGCUUCCUUGCUUGUUUUCUGGGCCUUUGUAAAACCAUGGGAUGUAUCGGCUCCAAGACUCUCAUCGCAGAUGGAGUUCCGGUACGGAAGGACGGGGAGCAGCAUGGACGUACAGACUUUUCAUGGGAAGGACUCAAUCUCUCAAUGGAAGACACCACCUCCAUCCUCCCACGCCUGAAACGAAACUCCAACUCCAACUCCAACUCGUAUGGGAUUGGUGCUCUGGCUAAGUCCUCUCUGUCAGGUGUGUCAGGUGUGACACGGUCCAUGAAGGACAAAGUGACCAAGCCAACAGCAAUGGCCCAGGGCCGUGUGGCUCACAUGAUUGAGUGGCAGAGCUGGGGCAAACCAUCUGCCGGACCAGAGGGGGGUGCAGGCCGCGCCAACCUGACUCGCGAGCGGGAGAGGCGGCUAGAAAACGAUGCCUACAGUGACUUGAGUGACGGGGAGAAGGAGGCACGCUUUGCAGCUGGAGUGAUGCAGCAGUUUGCUAUCUCAGAAGCAGCCCUGCUGACCUGGAACUCUAUGGAGGGCGACAGUCUAUGCGCAGGAUCCAACCAAGGCAGCGUGGGCCACCUCAGCGAUGCCAACCAAGAGAGCAUAACCAGCAGAGAUCAAAUAUUACACCAGUCUGCAGCGGAGGUGUGGCCUCACACAUACGUGUCUCAGGGCCUCUACUGUCUCUCCUCCUCUGAUGCCUGGGAGCCAAUCACGGAUGAGCCCGCCGGGGUGGCCUCCCCCAGCGGCGGGUCUUACGUCAUGAUGGGCGGGACUCCCUGCGAAGGCUACGAUGGCAGCGGAUCACAAUAUCUAUCCCAGCAGCAGCAACUUAACCUGCAGCACAGUCAGCUGCAGCAGCUCCAGCAAAUACAGCAAUACCAGCAGCAUCAGUUUCUGCAGUAUCAGCAACAGUCACUGGACCACAGGUUCCAGAGAGCCACCCGCUCCCUGCAAGCCACGCCCAACAGCACUAUCCACAGUCUGGGCCCUCCCACUCACCCACGAUUGGCUGAUUUGUGGGGGAUGGGCCAAACCGAGGUGUAUCCGGUGGAUGCUGGUGGAUAUGUGGGCGUGUCAGCAGUAGAUGGGGAAGUGAUGUCGACCAAUGGAGUGGAGGUUGGAACAGAGAGCGAAUGUCUGCUGCAGAAACAGGAAGAGGAGACCCAGGAAGAGGAAAUUCCAUCAUGUACAGAGCCUGAGUCUGUUACUCUGACCCCACCUUUGCCAAGUGAAGAGAUUCCCCCUACUGAGGCCUGCAGUCCAGGACAAGCACCAGAGUCAAUCACGGAGUGCAAAACCUUUGAUGUCACUUCCUGUGUUGUACAAUCCUUAGAGGAGAAGAAUGAAGGGGCUGAAGUUGAGGCAGUUGCUGUGGCAACCAACUGAGAUGCAAGUUAAUGCCAGAGACUAACAGACACUGACUGAUGAAAAUAAUUUCUGAAAUAAUAAUCAAACGGAUCAAGGUAUUCUGUUCCUUUCCAGGUAUUUAUCCUCUGUGUGACUGGUCAAAUUUUAAAGACAUUUUAUGAGAUGGAAAAGACGGACUGAACACCACAAACGACUGAUGGCUCUGCGUAUCUAGGAUUACGCAGGGGCAUUCAGCGGCAUGGAUGAAGAUGAAAGAGAGAAAGGAGAUAACAAUACCAGCGGCACCAACGAAGGUAUGACAGCGUGGAAUAGCGAAUGCCAAAAGUAAGUCAUAAAGUGCAUGCAUAAGACUCAAGUCUGUCACCAUUAUGAAUAUAAUCAUGACAAAUUAUAACAAACAAUUAUCAUUUUUAAUAAACCAAAAUGUGAUAUGUACAUGUAUAAAUGGUCAUAAAAUAUAUAUUGGCAGACAUCGUUUUUGAAUAUCCCAACCGCAUAUGAAAAGAUCCCUAUAUAUCUGUGGUUUGAAUUUAAAUACCAGGUACAAAAAAAAAAAACUGCUGCCCUGUUCAUGUCCUGUUCACUAUGGCCACGUACUGGUGUAUUUGGACUGUUCUGUAUUAGCUUAAUGACUUUAAAAUGGUCAGUUGCAUUAAUUUCAUUUAUUUUUUGUCAUUUUAAAACAAGUUUUGUCCUUGCUUCUCAUAAAAUUGGACACAUUUAUGUACAAUUAAUUUCAAUCCAGCAAUUAAUUCCCUGAUCACCUUGUGUACAUCCUCAAUGAAUAUCUCCUCAAUUAAUAGCAUACAGUAAAGUGCGUGAGUAUUUGGACAAUGACACAAUUUUUGUUGUUUUGGUUCUGUACUCCAGCACAUUGGAUUUGAAAGCUAAAGUGCAGACUGUCAGCUUUAAUUAGAGGGUAUUUGCAUCCAUUUUGGGUGAUCAAUGUAGCAAUGUAAAUGCGACAAAAACCAGUCAUAACAUGAUGGCAAAGCCGUACAAAAAGAGUGGUCGUGUGCAAUUGUACUCUUGCAACGUUUUCUUCCAUAGAGUAAAAGCAGUAUAACAACCCUCAUAUUAAAGAGUACUCUACAUGAAAAUGCAUGCUCACUGCAGUUCUACACAGUAUUUUAUUAUCCCAUCUGAAUUUUUAUUUUGUUAUUGUCACUAAUUAUACACACUGCGACGUUUUUUCUGACCAUGUUAAAGCAUAGCCAGUUUAAUGCAGUACUUGCCACACAACAGUUCAACAGUUCAGUUUGCUUUGGGAAGGGACCCACAGAGAAUUGCACCGGGCCCAGAAUUUAGUGCUACACCCCCGGAGUAUGCUAACAUAACGGGUACUCCCCCUCACCAUAGGGUCUUGAUAAGAGUGACAGUUUCCUUUGAUCAGUUUGCAUUCUUUACAGAUUUUUGUUUUGCACAGUCUGACAUUUUGAACGAUUUCCAUUUCUUAUCUUCAAUUUUUAAUUGUGGGUUCAUGGAAGGAUUUGAGGACACAUGCUCCACAAUUGUAGAAAUGGUAAUAAGAAUGAAAAUGGGCAAAUAAUUUAUUAGCUGAUACAAGUACUAUGAAACCAUUACCAACGGACACCAACAAAAUGUAUUGUUAUAACAAAUAUUGUUGAAUAGGAGUACUCUUCGUGGGAAUCAUUGCUAUUUGACAGUGUGUCGACUGCCCUGUGCGUAUGAGGAGUGUAUUUGCCUCUGAAAAGAAGAGUGUUUGUUGGACAUGGAAUGAAAACAGAUGUAUUUUUGCAGAUAUGUAUGGUACAUGAGGUAUCUUGCUGGUGAAAAAGCUAUAAAAAUGUAAAAAUUGUGGUAAUGAUGAUGGUAUGAUGAACAGAAUUUAUUUUUAUUGUAUGACUGUUGAAGAUUGUGUCAAAAAAACAAAAUAUAUCUUCUGACUUGAA
Messenger RNA from Anguilla anguilla (European eel), 3428 nucleotides. RefSeq lists its product as uncharacterized. The record is from RefSeq and is a predicted model, not a curated record. Bases 133 to 1533 code for a protein of 466 amino acids. Lineage: Eukaryota; Metazoa; Chordata; Actinopteri; Anguilliformes; Anguillidae. The transcript has 9 exons.